Molecule: messenger RNA, 528 nt
Organism: Ipomoea triloba (trilobed morning glory)
Lineage: Eukaryota; Viridiplantae; Streptophyta; Magnoliopsida; Solanales; Convolvulaceae
Exons: 1
Coding region: 1-528 (175 amino acids)
Source: RefSeq, a predicted model, not a curated record
AUGAAUGAUAUAUUGAAACGUGCUGGAAUGGUAGAAUGCAAAGUACUAUCCACUCCUAUUUCUGUUAUGAAGUCCGUUCCAUUUAGUGCAGACUUAUAUGAGGAUCCUACUGAAUACAGAAGUCUGGCAGGAGCACUAUUAUAUCUGACGAUCACAUGUCCAGAUCUAUCAUUUACAGUCAAUCAGUUAUGUCAACACAUGCAUGAUCCUACAACCUCACAUUGGGAGCAACUAAAGAGAGUCUUGAGGUAUGUUAAAGGGACAAUUGAUUUUGGUUUAUGCAUAAGAAAGUCAGUAUCACAAGAAAUUCAUGCUUUCUCUGAUUCUGAUUGGGCUGGCUGUCUUGAAGAUCGUGAGUCCACUAGUGGCAAUGCUGUGUUUCUUGGGUCAAAUCUUGUGUUUUGGGUUUGCAAGAAACAAAGAACUAUUGUUAGAUCUUCCACUAAUAAAGCAGAAUAUAAAGAUUUAGCAGAUGUCUAUAUGCUGAGGUUAUCUGGAUUCUCUUAUCUCUUUACUUCGUGUGAUUAA